Molecule: messenger RNA, 1917 nt
Organism: Grus americana (Whooping crane)
Lineage: Eukaryota; Metazoa; Chordata; Aves; Gruiformes; Gruidae
Gene: TMEM266
Product: transmembrane protein 266
Exons: 12
Coding region: 330-1868 (512 amino acids)
Biological process (GO): transmembrane transport; monoatomic ion transport
Cellular component (GO): plasma membrane
Molecular function (GO): voltage-gated channel activity; monoatomic ion channel activity
Source: RefSeq, a predicted model, not a curated record
CGUUACUCGUCUCACCUUUGUGAGCACCUUAUGUCAUGGUAACGAUCCCUUCAGCUAAGGCGAGUUGGACUCUGCUCCCUGUGGAGCCAUCAGAGCUAUCAGAAGAGCUUGCUGCAAGUUGCUCCUUCAGUCCUGGUGGCGCUUUAUUUGGAAAAACAGAAUGCAUUGACUACAUUUUACAUUAUUAUAAGGUUGCAAGACGUGAAAUAAAGCCUCGGAAAUGGCUCUACAAAAGAUAGACCUAAUCUUGGAAGGCUAGAACUUCUAAGCAGAGCAGCUGGAAUUAGUUAAAUACCAGAACCACUGCUGAUUUGGUUGCAUCCUCCAACAUGACCAAUCCUCAGCCUACAAUAGAAGGCGGUGUUUCAGAAGUUGAGAUAAUUUCACAGCAAGUGGAAGAAGAGACGAAAAGCAUUGCUCCUGUACAGCUUGUUAAUUUUGCUUAUCGAGAUCUACCUUUAGCUGCACUUGAUCUCUCUGUGGCUGGGUCCCAGCUUUUGUCAAAUUUGGAUGAGGAGUACCAAAGAGAAGGAUCUAACUGGCUAAAACCGUGCUGUGGGAGACGAGCAGCUGUGUGGCAGGUAUUUUUGCUCAGUGCAAGUCUCAACAGUUUCCUGGUAGCCUGUGUAGUAUUGGUGGUGAUUCUUCUGACUCUGGAACUCCUAAUAGAUAUAAAGCUUCUCCAGUUUUCAAGUGCUUCACAAUUUGCAGGAAUAAUUCACUGGAUCAGCCUAGUCAUCCUGUCUGUUUUCUUUUCAGAGACUAUUUUAAGGAUUGUGGUCCUUGGCAUAUGGGAUUACAUUGAAAACAAAAUAGAGGUGUUUGAUGGUGCUGUCAUAAUCUUGUCCUUGGCACCAAUGGUGGCCUCAACAGUGGCUAAUGGCCCCAGCAGCCCAUGGGAUGCUAUCAGCCUUAUUAUCACACUACGAAUAUGGAGAGUGAAGAGGAUCAUUGAUGCCUAUGUCCUUCCAGUGAAAGUGGAGAUGGAGAUGAUGAUUCAGCAGUAUGAGAAGGCAAAGGUUAUUCAAGAUGAGCAGCUGGAAAGACUAACCCAGAUCUGCCAAGAACAAGGGUUUGAAAUCAGGCAGCUGAGAGCCCACCUUGCUCAGCAGGAUUUGGAUCUGGCUGCAGAGAGGGAGGCUGCGCUGCAGGUCCCACAUGUACUGAACAAACAGAGCAGCAACAGGUACAAAGUGGUAGCAACUGAAGAUUCAGAUGAUGACGCCACCGAGAACAUCACUGAGCUGCGACCUCCACGAGAGGAUGACAUGAAUAAUUACAUCAGUCGAUACUACAAUGAGCCUAGCAGCGAUAGCGGUGUCCGCGAGGCAGCCAUUUGCGUGGUCACCACCACCGCCAUUGAUGUGCAUCGCCCAAAUAUGUCUUCUGACCUAUUUACCGUGGAGGUGCCAAUACGGCUUGGCAGCACAGGAACAUCAGCCAGUAUCACAUCAGGUAGCGCUUCACGAUCAACCGUCAGUUCAGGGACACAGGCGUGCAGCGAGAGCAGCCAGACACUGGGUUCAUCUCCAGACUGCAGUACGGCCUGUGAGGACAGCGGUGGUGUUCCACAGGGUGACAUCACACCUGGCCAGGAACAGGUGUCCCAUGGUAUGGUGCAGGAGCUGCUGUCAUCUCUGUCAGAAGAGGCCUGCCUGGCACAGAAGGCAGUAGAGCCUGUGAACCUGAAGUUGGCUAGCUCUGUGGUGUCUGCAGGGACAAGUCCUAAUCCAGGGCAGCAGCUCAGUGCGUAUCAGGAAAGUCUGGAUGUGUUGCACCUGAAAACACUGCUACCACUGCUGGACUGUUCACAGGGUGUGCAAAUGCUAGAUGAGAACAUUGGGGGAUCAGAUGGGAAAAGUUCCUGAGGUCUGGAGUUGCAUUAAUGGCGCUCUGAGAAUAUAGAGAAUGGAAGUA